GUCUGAAACCAGAACCCCCAAGGCCCCAACUACACAUUUUUCUUUCCCCGCCAAUCUUUUAUUUAUUACCUCAAAAUCCCGAAAUCACCACGCGGAAAACAACAUCAAAUCAAUGGAAGAACCACGACCAGUCCAGGACCCACCAAAUCUCCAAAACCUGCCCGUUCAAAACCCAGACCCGAAUUCAAACUCAGACCUACAUUUCACAGCACCAUCUGACCCUCCGCCACCACAGCCACAACCUGCAGCACCGCCACCGCCACCAGCAGCAGUACCGACACCCUCACCUCCUCCUGUCCUUCCUGAAAGCAAGAAGAGAUCACUUGACAAUUUCGGUCCAAUUCAAGAAUGCAGAUACUUCAAGAUGCGCGCUGUUGUCAAAGAUAUCAGACCCCAUUUUCUUGAGAUGCUUCGAACAGUGGACUUCCAGAGUUGCAAAGUAGCCGAGGAACUUAAACAAAAGCUGAAGCUGCUUAUGGAACUAUACAUGCAGAUGACAGCAGAAAAGCUCAGUACAACCAAUUGUAAGACUGCACCUAACCCUGGUGAAAAUGGGGUAGGACUAAAGCCCCAGGAGCAGCUUCAUGACACAGCGGAUCAGUCUCGACCAGGCCAGGUUUUUGCAAAACCAUCUGAAAAGCAGCAAGCCGAACAUAGUCAGAAUCAAGGGACACAUAUUGUUGGAGGAUCGGCUUUUGGCUGGAAUUUUAUCACCUUUACUGGCAGCAUGCCAAUCUACUAUGGAAGAACAAAGGAAUCAUUCCGAGCUGCUCAUGUGACUUUGUAGGCAACCAUUCUCCUCGCUCACACAAUUUGUUAGUCGAAAGGAAAGCAUGUAACAAUAAGAAUAUUCGGAGCCUCACCCAUGAGCUUUGCACAAGGGGAUGCUUUCAAUGAUUUAACAGUUGUAAUGUGUGUAACUUUGGUGGAAUGAUUGCACAAUUGUAGGUUUUUACAAGAAAUAUGAUGAAAUCUCCAUAUUGGUGUCACAAUGUUUUAAUCA
Molecule: messenger RNA, 1003 nt
Organism: Populus euphratica (Euphrates poplar)
Lineage: Eukaryota; Viridiplantae; Streptophyta; Magnoliopsida; Malpighiales; Salicaceae
Product: pre-mRNA-splicing ATP-dependent RNA helicase prp28
Exons: 3
Coding region: 113-787 (224 amino acids)
Source: RefSeq, a predicted model, not a curated record